CAACCCCGGAAUUGAUGUGGGAAUGCGCAGACGUUUCACGGACGCUGACGAGCUUUUUCCAUGGCUGAGUCUUGGUUGGAGCUUUGGGAAGCAUGAUGAUCACGAGGUUUUUUAGUGGUAUAUAGUGCAGGCUGUGAAGAUUGCCGUGCGGAUGCCAAGUUGAAGGGAAAGCCCGGUUUCAGAAGGGAUCAAGGAAUACAAAUAGUUUCUGGGUUGCUACCUAUCGCGACCGCACAUUAUUUUAAGACCUCCUUCAUCCCACUUCCCCAUACCCCGCAACAUCAUAUUCAAGUUGUGCCACAAGUUGUGCCACCCACCCCAUUGAGCUCGUUUGAUGUCAUCCUUCUUGCGUUAUCAUUGAGGCUCAAAUGAUAAUAUACUAUGAACCACACGAUGGUGACCCUCGUGUAGGGAAGAGGAGUGAUAAGCUACUUCGGAUGCAGCGAAUCCUUCACGAGCACCGUCCAGAUAUUGGUCACUUCGUCGACAUCUACAAGGAUGUCCAUCAGCACCCCGAGUUAUCCUGUCUAGAGUCCCGCACUGCUGAUGUCGUGGUACGAGAACUAAGAAAUAUCGGCUUCGAUGUAACCACAUCUAUAGGAGGACAUGGUGUAAUUGGAGUUCUCAGAAAUGGGCCCGGCAAGACUAUUUUGACGAGGUCCGAGAUUGACGCCUUGCCAAUAGAAGAGAAAACUGGUCUCCCUUACGCCAGCAAAGUACGCAUGAAGAGUAUUUUCGGUAUAGAUCAACCUGUUAUGCACGCCUGCGGCCAUGAUAUCCAUCUCGCUGCUCUCCUAGCCAGUCUAAGGCUACUGUAUUCUGCGAAGGGUGAGUGGUCGGGGACCGUCAUUGGUGUAUUUCAGCCCAACGAGGAGAUGUCUGGUGGAGCUCGGGCGAUGGUGGAUGAUGGCCUUUAUGGUCGCCAUGGGUGUCCAGUUCCGGACCUCAUGCUUGCUCAACAUGUCGGAAUGUCUAAAGCUGGUCUCGUAGCAGUUAGGACGGGGCCUGUUUUAGCAGCAUCGGACUUUAUUGAAUUGGAGAUCUUUAGCAAAGGAAUUGGCCCUAACCCCCCUGAAUGUCGAGACCCAGUAAGUCUUGCGAGCUACCUUAUAACGAGAUUUCAAAGCAUCAUCAGUUCCGACGUUAGUAUCAACGGGGAAUACAAGCGAACAACCCUGAAGUGCCGCGACUUCAAGGCCGGCGUACCUGGAGUCUCAUUCACCAACAAGGUAUACAUACGUCUUGAGCUAAAGACCACCGAGACAAGCGACAGAGAUAAUAUUUUCUCUGUGAUAAAAACAAUCACGAAAGCGGAAUGCGAGGCUUCUUCUGGCAAAAGGAUCGAGGCCUCCGUCAGACUAACACCUAGAGCACCAAUCACAAGAAACGACACCAAGUCUGCUGAGGCCUUGCAGGAGUGUUUUGGGCGCCACUUUGGAGACCGCUUCUGGAUCCCGCCAAUGGAUGCUCCGGUGGAAGAUUUUGCCAACCUCAGUGGUCCGAAGCCAGUCCCCUUCGUCUACUGGAAACUCGGGUCUACGGAUCCUGCCAAAUGGGACGAAGGCGUAAGAAAGGGAGGGGAUAUAUUGCUACAUCUACCAACAAAUCACUCUCCCGAAUUUGCUCCAGCGCCUGAAUUGACUAUUGUUACUGGGAUGGAAGCGAUGUCGUUAGCUACCUUAUGGUUUCUAGACGGUGAUGACUCGCAGGAUGCACCAUUCGUGUGACCGAAAGGAUUGGCGGCUGGUGGCAUUGAGGGAUUUUUCGUGGUGUCAUUUUAAUACAAAUGAAUCAUCUCCUCAUCGCAGAGCCUCAACGUACAACGUUUACCUUUCCUAUUUUGUUAGGUCGGGGGUCCGCGCAUUUUCGUGAACGUACCUCCAGUGUCGUAUCACCUAAUACUAUAAUGGAAAUACAUUACGAAUCCCGCUUAUCAGAGACUCAAAUGGGUAAUGAUAGCGUGUCGACCCACUAUUGGCCUACCCCCACGAAGUUUAUUGGUGCGGGUCGUCUGGGCACCCCAUAAAUUAAAGUGCUAGUUCCCGUCCCAAGCCAUUGGACUGGGGUCUUUAAGUGGAGUCUUCUCGAAACCCCUGUCAUCUAUCCCACGCCGGAGUUACUUACUUCUUAAAUGAUUCAGCCUCUAAUUUCUCUCACGUCCAAUAGCAACCAAUCUCAAAGUGUCUUAGAUUUUGCUUUUCACAUCUACCUUGCCCUAUUCU
Messenger RNA from Hypoxylon trugodes, 2222 nucleotides. RefSeq lists its product as uncharacterized. The coding region runs from base 369 to 1727 and encodes 452 amino acids. Gene Ontology annotation, molecular function: hydrolase activity. The transcript is spliced from 2 exons. The record is from RefSeq and is a predicted model, not a curated record. NCBI's taxonomy places the organism in Eukaryota, Fungi, Ascomycota, Sordariomycetes, Xylariales, Hypoxylaceae.